AUGGCAGAUUAUCUUUCAAGAUCACCAGUCGACAUAGCUGAAGAAGAUAUUGAAGAACGAAUUCAGUAUGAAUCAACAUCAACACAAACAGAUUCAUCAUUUUCAUCAUUAAAUGAUAAUUUGAUUCCAUUAAAAAUAACAACAGCGAUUACUAGAGCUCAAGCCAAAUUACAACAACAAGCAAUGGCAACACCACCUAUUAAACCGACGAAUGAAAAAAUUAAUGAGCUCAUCCCACAAGGGAAAGUAGCGACUGAUGAAGAACUGAUAAUCAAACCAUCAGAUGAAAAUCCAAAUAAGAUCAUCCCAUUUGAUAUGGAUGACUUAAGAAAAUGUCAAGAAGAAGAUAAAACAAUUCAAGAAAUAAAAAAGAAUAGUAAGAAUAAAAAACAUUAUUUUGUUGAAGAUGGAAUAUUAUUUAGGAAACAACAACUACCACUUUUACCAGUUCCAUAUGUUCCAGCAGGACGGAUACGUGCUGAUAUAUUAAAAAUUUAUCAUGAUACACCUGCUAAUGGAGCUCAUUUUGGACGUGACAAAACAAUAAGAAAAAUUCAAGAACGUUAUUAUUGGCCAACAAUGAUAGCAGAUAUUAGAAAUCAUUUAGAUUCAUGUUUACCAUGUGCACAAAAUAAUUAUCGUCGUCAAAAAUUACCAGGAAAAUUAAAACCAAUACCACCACCAGAAGGAAUAUGGAAAUUAUUAAGUAUGGAUUUUCAUGGUCCAAUUACUCCAACAUCAAAAAUAGGAAACAGAUACAUCAUAUCUCUUACAGAUGUUUUAUCAAAAUUUGUUAUUACAAGGGCGGUUCGAGAUUGUUCAGCAGCAACAGCAGCUAAAUUUCUUAUUAAUGAUGUUAUAUUAAAAUAUGGCACUCCAACAUGUAUAUUAACUGAUAAUGGUACUCAUUUUACUUCUCAAGUUAUGAACAAAUUAUUUGAAAAUAUUGGAGUCACUCAUCUUUAUUCCACAGUAUAUCAUCCACAAACUAAUGGACAAAUUGAACGAUUCAAUGCAACUAUGGAUGGAAAAAUUGCCGCUUUAUGUAAUGAACGACGUACAGACUGGGAUGAAGUAUUACAAUUUGUUACAUUUAAUUAUAAUACAUCAAUACAUGCAACAACAAAACAAACACCAUUCGAAAUGAUGCAUGGAAGACGAGCUACACUUCCAUUUGAUCAACAAAAAGAAAUUAUUUCGCUCACACAAGAUCCAGAGCACAGUCAAAAAUUAAAAUAUAUCUCGAAAAAUUAG
Rotaria sp. Silwood1 is the source of this 1254-nucleotide messenger RNA. The record is from the annotation of a GenBank genome assembly. Lineage: Eukaryota; Metazoa; Rotifera; Eurotatoria; Philodinida; Philodinidae.